Miscanthus lutarioriparius is the source of this 2286-nucleotide messenger RNA. Lineage: Eukaryota; Viridiplantae; Streptophyta; Magnoliopsida; Poales; Poaceae. The record is from the annotation of a GenBank genome assembly.
AUGCCGCCCGGGUUGACGCGAGCUGCGUCGUACUGUGCUCGCCGUGCUGGGCCUCCCAAGUCCUCCCUGGCAUGCAUGUCGGGCGCUUGCGAUGCGAUAACCUCAGCAAACAGGCUGAUUGGGCAGCAUCUGCGUGCUGGCAGGGUGGAUGCUGUGCGGGAGGUGUUCGACAGAAUGCCGCAGCGGGAUGUCGUGUCCUGGAACUCCCUCAUGGCCGCGUAUGCCCGUUCCGGGGUGCAUGACAGUGCAGUUACUGCAUUCCUCGAGAUGAGGCGCGAGGGGUUCUGCGCAGACCACACCUCCUUCUCCACUGUGCUGUCGACCUGCGCACGGAUGGAGGCUCUAGCUCUGGGGAGGUCCAUCCAUGGGCUUGCAAUCAAGACCAGAUCUUCAUUGAACAUGUUUGUGGGGUCCUCCCUGAUCACGAUGUAUGCCAACUGUGGGGUGUUCAGCUGCCUGGAGCGGAUUGUGGAUGAUGUCGACAGUCCAAACGUGGCCUUAUGGAAUGCUCUCAUAUCAGGCCUUGUGAUGAACCACGGGGUAGAGGAUGCUCGUAGGGUGUUCGAUCAGAUGCCAGAGCGCAAUGUUGUGUCCUGGACUGUGAUGAUCAAAGGCUAUUUUACUGUGCACGAGGUGGGGUGUGCAUUGGAGCUGUUUAACCUUAUGCCCGCAAAGAAUUCGGUGUCAUGGUGCGUCAUGAUUGGAGGCCUUGUCAACCACAAGCGAUUCAGAGAAGUGAUUGAACUAUUCAACACUUUGAUGAGCAGUAGGGACGUAGUGACAAAUGCAAUCUUUGUUAAGAUUGUUAAUGCUUUUGCUGGCUUGAAAAGUAUUGGAGGAGGCAGGUGUGUUCAUGGGUUUGCUGUGAAGUCUGGGUUUAUUCAUGACCACAUCAUCGAGGCAUCAUUAGUUGUGAUGUACUGUAACGCCUUAGAUAUCAACGAGGCACAGUUGGAAUUUUAUAAAAUGGAAAGAAAGCAUGUUGGCUCAUGGAAUGCUAUCAUAUCUGGCUGUAUCCAUGCAGGCAAGAUUGAUGAGGCUAGAAAGAUUUUUUAUUCCAUGGAUGGCAGAGAUAAGAUCUCGUGGAAUUUGAUGGUCAAUGGCUAUGCAAAAUAUGGAAGAAUUCCUGACGCUAUUGAGUUGUACUCAAAGAUGCCUGAAAAGAAUUUAGAAGCAUCUACUACUUUGAUGUCUUGUUUUAUAGACAAUGGAAUGCUUGAUAAAGCUCGGGAUGUGUUCUACAGUAUGCCUCAAGUAGAUGUGAUGUCCUGCACUACUUUACUAUUUGGAUAUGUGAAAGGAGGGUAUAUAUAUGAUGCACUGGAUCUUUUCUGUAGGAUGCACAAAAGGACUGUUGUCACAUACAAUGUGAUGAUAGCUGGUUUGCUUCAUCAAGGUAAGGUUACUGAAGCUUACAAGCUCUUUGAUGAAUCUCCAACACGAGAUUUAGUGACCUGGAGCUGUUUGAUCAAUGGGCUUGCUCAAAAUGGUUUAAACAAUGACGCACUUAAGCUGUACAAGAAGAUGCUACUGUCAAAUAUACGACCAAGUGAUUCCAUUCUUUCUAGCCUUAUUAGCUGUUUUUCACAGCAUUCUAUGAUUGUUCAUGGCCAGCAGUUUCACGCUUCUACUAUCAGGCUUGGGUUUGGAUCACAUUUAUUAAUUCAGAAUUCACUCAUCAGUAUAUAUUGCAAAUGUGGUGAAAUGAUUAUUGCCCAAGCCAUUUUUGAUAGGAUGGCCAACAGAGAUGUAGUGACAUGGAACACAAUGAUUUGUGGAUAUGCAUUCAACAGUUUUGGUCAAAAUGCUAUUGAGACAUUUGAUAACAUGAAAAAGGCUCAAGUUGAUCCUGAUGAGAUCACAUUUCUCGGCAUACUUUCUGCAUGUAAUCACAUGAGCCUUUUGGAGGAAGGCAAACAGUUCUUCAGUAUGAUGACAUGUAAUUAUGGAAUUUUACCAAAUAAAAUGCAUUAUGCUUGCAUGGUUGAUCUGUUCGGUAGGACAGGCAUGCUUGAGCAGGCUGAAGAGUUAAUGAACUCAAUGCCAUUUAAACCAGACUUUGCAAUUUGGACUUCUCUCUUGAGCAGUUGCCGAUUGAAUGGCAAUGACAGGUUGGCAGAGCAUGCAGCAAGUCAAUUAAUUUCCAUCAAACCUACUACUAAAAUGCCGUACCUGCAUCUCAUCAGUGUAAAUGGAUCAACCAAAAGAUGGAAUGUGAUGGAAAAUUUGAGAAGUCAAAUCAGAAAUGCUGCUACUGAGAAAGAAGUUGGCUAUAGCUGGAGUUAA